UAAGGAAAACCAAACCCUUUAAGAAGCAACCUAUCUUAAUUCCUUUCAUCUCUUCUAGGCCUCUGGUUAGUAGUCGGUUUAGCAGUCAUGGCCGAGCAGAAGGUGACAACAAUGGUGCUGAAUGUGGACUUACAGAGCUCAAAAUGCUACAAGAAGGUUAAGAACCUUCUCUGCAAAUUUUCUGAAAUACGAGAUCAGGAGUAUGAUGAGAAGGCAAACAAGGUGACAAUUAAGGUGGUGUGCUGCUCGCCGAAGAGGAUCAGGGACAAGUUGUGCUGCAAGGGUGGUGGAUGCAUCAAGAGCAUUGAGAUCAAAGAGCCCGAAGAGAAAUCCAAAAAAGAGAACUCGAAGGGGCAAGAGAAGGAAAAGGAGGAACAGAAAGAGCCUGCAGAGGAGACGAAAAAGAAGAAAGAGGACUCCCCAAAGCCCAAAGAGAAACAACCACUAACUAUAGAGCUGGAUCUGCAACUUCCAUUACCGCCACGGGUUCCACGUCCUUUAGGGUUUUGUUGCGAUGAUUGCUACAGUGGAAGGCCUGGGGGCCCAUGUUGGAGUGGUGGGCGAGUCCAAUAUGAUGGAUGUUAUGGGAGACCCGUUUACGACAGUUGGGGUUGGGGUGGCUGUACUAGCAGUUACGCCUAUUACUGUACUGAACAAUAUCAAGAGGGAUGCACAAUCAUGUAAACAAGUCAUUGCCUGCUUCAUCAACCAUCAUCUUCAAGCUACUCCAUUCCGUACGUUGAAUUAUAUGCACGUGUGUUAAAUUUUGUUUUCCUCUAUCAUGUACUACUUAAUUAGUCCUUAAUUAAGAAAAAGAACAGUAAGAUCAGUGUGUUUUAUGGUGAAUUAUAUAUGUAUGAUGCAUGGGAUGAUGAAUUAUAUAUGUAUGAUGCAUGGGAUAAUUCUGUUUGUUAACAUAAAUUUAUGUUACUUUU
Molecule: messenger RNA, 935 nt
Organism: Rubroshorea leprosula
Lineage: Eukaryota; Viridiplantae; Streptophyta; Magnoliopsida; Malvales; Dipterocarpaceae
Source: the annotation of a GenBank genome assembly